This is a messenger RNA of Scylla paramamosain (green mud crab), 2150 nucleotides long. RefSeq names its product fibrocystin-L-like. NCBI's taxonomy places the organism in Eukaryota, Metazoa, Arthropoda, Malacostraca, Decapoda, Portunidae. The record is from RefSeq and is a predicted model, not a curated record. The transcript has 6 exons. Bases 412 to 1377 code for a protein of 321 amino acids.
UUGAGGGGAAGUGCUGCAAGGAAGAGACUGAUGAGUGCCAUGAGGGAGUGUGAGGCAGCUUGGGGGGGAAAGUGAGAGGGAACUGAGUAAUAAUAAUAGUAGAGGAAAUAGAUGUAGUUCUGCAAAUGAGUGAGUGACAGGAAAAGUAACAUUACUGAAUGAGACAAUGAAUUAAGCAAUGAUAGAUUUGGGUUAGGAAAAGUUUUUUGAAUUAGGAAGAAUGUUUAAUGCUCUUUUUUCUUUCUUUCCCUGGUGGUGGUGGUGGUGGUGGUGGUGGUGGAGACAGGUCCCAGCACUUGGAGGAGGGAAACAUGAGGUGGUUGUGAGGGAUGCAGUGUAUGGAGACUCCAACAACUUGUCCAUCUCCCUCAUCUUCUCUCUCACCACACUCACUCCCUCCUCAGGUUCUACAUGAAGGAGAACGAGGUGAGGACCAUCGCAUCAGUCUCUGAGGAUGGCCUGGAGGUCACACUGACAGAGGCACUGGAGCACACCCACCUCUCCGUCACCCAGACUCUGGGGGGACACACAGUGGAGACACAUGCAGAGGUGGGACUCCUCACCCACAAUGUCAAGAUCCAGGGAAAUGUUGGCACCGACUUCAGUGUGGCUAUUGAGGGCUGUGACACUUCUUUUAGGCCUGACCAGCACGCCACCCAGUCAUGUUUCAAUGGUCAACAUGGAGACGAGAUUGGCGGUGACCAAUUUGGCGCCACCGUGAUACUGUCUGGAAAGUUCCCUGACCUGGACUUGGUGAUGGGAUGCAUUGAGUACGUGGAGGUGACCAAGGCUGGUCAGGCAUUCCAACUUGGGCGGUACCCACUCCACUUCCACCUGGCUGGGGACAUGGGUGGUUCGUACAUCCGCAGGUGCUCCAUCCACCACACCUACAACCGCGCAGUGACAAUGCACGCAAGAAACAACCUGCUGGUGGAGCAUAAUGUGGUGUACAACAACAUGGGUCACGCUAUCUUCACAGAGGAUGGGGUGGAGCAGAAUAGUGUGGUGCAGUACAACCUUGCAGUCUACACCAGGACCUCCUCUUCCCUUCUUAAUGUGGAUGUGACACGCUCCUCAUUCUGGGUGGUGAACCCAAACAACAUUUUCCGUCACAAUGCAGCUGCCAGUGGAACACACUUUGGUUACUGGUACAGGCUGGACCACCACCCCUCGGGCCCAUCCACCACUAACAUCUACUGCCAGAACACUGAACAGAUGGGACUCUUCUUCAAUAACACUGCACAUUCCAUGGGAAGGUAUGGUCUGUGGGUGUUCUCCAAUCCAGGAUAUCACCCAAAGUCAGACAUCUGUGGAGGCAGGGACGUGGUAAGUCUGUGUCACGCAUCACUAAAUACGUAUCCAUUCAUGUGUAUAUGAUCUGUGUGUGUGUAUAAUGAUGGGCAAUACUGCUACACUCUGUCAUUAGGUGUGUCUUAGUAAUUCAGGACACAGGAACAUGAUAACACUGUAACUGACCAAAGCUCUCACUCACUGAUCAGUCAGCAAAUUCCCAUCUUGUCUUGAAAUGUGCAGCAGAUUGAUGUAUUUCCGUCAAAACCCAUACAAUUCAAAUUAUGGUUCUGGUAGAAAUACAGAAGUUUGCUAACAUUUCAAAGUCAUAUAGAAAUUCAUAGACCAGUCAGUGAUUUAGUACAUGAGUCAGUGGCAGUGCUACCAUGCUCCUGUACCCUAAUUACCUUGCCUAAUUACUGAUACACUUGAUGAAACAGAGCUUACUAUUAUAAACUAUGCUCCUGUAGCCUCACCUGCCUAAUUACUGAUACACUUGAUGAAACAGAGCUUACUAUUACAAAAUAUUACGAUCCCACACAGGAUGGUCCAGGCAAAGCAACACACACACACACACACACACACACACACACACACACACACACACACACACACACACACACACACACACACACACACACACACACACACUCACUCACACACGUAGCCCCAUCAACCCCUCACUGGAAAGGAACAGUCUUGUGGCUUAGUGAACUGUUACCAAGAAAUAAAAAUCCCAGUAGUAAGGACAAUAAAAAAAAUAAAUAAAUAAAUAAAUAAAAAUCUUCCACUUUUGGAUGAGCCUUUUGACCAUUCUUUUGAGCCUGCACCUCAGUGGCCUUUUUUCACCUGUUGCCCUU